AAAAGAUAGUAAGCUUAUUAGUGAAUAUGCUGGCUAUGUGAAAAAUUUGCGUAAUGCUGAAAACAAAGAUGAGUAUAUAAAAUAUACUGCUAUAACUCUUUUUCCGGAUGAAGAAGCGUACAACAAAAGAAUGACUAGAUAUAGAAAAUGGUAUCAAGGUAAAAAGGAGCUACUUACCAGUGUAGAAGAUUUAUAUGAUCUUUAUUAUAAGCUAUCCAAAAAAUAUAGGCCUAUGACUGAAACAGAAAUUGAGAAAGCUGUUGAAGAUGUACUUAUAGACGAGUAG
Paraglomus brasilianum is the source of this 286-nucleotide messenger RNA. The record is from the annotation of a GenBank genome assembly. Lineage: Eukaryota; Fungi; Glomeromycota; Glomeromycetes; Paraglomerales; Paraglomeraceae.